AUACCUUCUUGAUGCAAGACAUCUUCCCAUCUGAGGGCAUCUCUAGGUCUAACCAGCACCAAGAAAAGUCUGUCUGAACUAUUUAAAUUUGUGCUUGAAGUGGGCAAACAUAAUUCAUCACUGUUGCAAGCAAUGUGGUAACAUUUAUCAUUGUGCAUAAAAGCUACAUUACAAGUUUCUUUGAAACAACAUUCAAAAACGCAAGUUUUCAAUUUUGUGGAUUCAGUUACUUCUUCAAAUAUACCUAAAAUCAAGAUUUUUUCAAGUAACAAAAUGUUUACCCAACUGUGAUGUAAUAUUUACUUACCUGCACUUAAAUUUCCUCUAGGUAUACAUCCUGUGAAGGUUUUUUCAUACAGCUGUGGACAUUGAUCUUGAAUCUUUAAGGGAGUUCUAAAGAGUUGACAACAUGUUAAACACGAAGUUAAGACUAUUAAAAAUAGUAAUCGCUGAUAGUCCAUUUUCUACAAAAUAAUUUAAUUGUGAUUUAUAUCGAAAAUAUACAAAAGAACAUACAUUACCACUUAUUUAUAUUAGUAAUCCAAAUAUUGACAAUAAAAUAGGUUUGUUACUCGAAUUCUGGUUUACGGAGUUAUUUAUUAAUUAUUUAAUCAUCGAUAAGUACAUAAGGUAAGUUUUCCUAAAUAAAAACAGAUAACCCAGAAAACCACCUGCCACUGUAAAACGUCAUCUUGACAACUAGAACUAUCAAGCUUCAUGUCAUAUUUCUUCUGUUUAUCAGACUCUUUCAAGGUGCCAUUUAGCCAACCAUCGUUUUUUCUAAUAAUCAAGACCAAAGCAUUAUCUUUAAAAUAAAAUUAUAUACCUAAAACUAUUUUAAUUGAUAACUUUAUGAUGAUUUAUAUAUUUUCGAAAGCACAGAAAACAAUUUAAUCUACUAAAAUUACUAGACACAUAAAGAAAAAAAAAUUGCAUCUUUGUUGUGCAUCUUCUUGUGAAGAACAACAGAGAGGUGAAGUUUGUUUUUAUCGGGAACAAAGAACCUUUGCCAAAAAAAAUAUUCAAACGUAAUUGUGUAGUUUACUAGUCAUUUUUAAACCGAAAGUGUUUUUCAAGGCGGAAAAAUAAGAAAAUAGUGAUAAAAGAAUUGCAUGGAAAUAAGUGAUCAAACAUAUUACUUCCUACUGAGUCUUGUCAUCCUUCCUGUAUAUUUACUGUUUACUUUGUGGAGCUGGUUAGGUUGGGAACUAUUCAAAAAUAAUUAAAAAUGAGCCACGACCAAAAUGCUUCCUUUAGAAACAUGAAAAGGAAUUUAACUUUGGAUUUGAAUCAAAAAAAGUUAAAUCUGCCACCUAAUACGGGACUCUUAUCUUCCCCGGACUUAAACAUGCUUAAAGUAGAUACACCCGAAUUGGAAAAUAUGAUUUUAGCAAAUGGAAUGGCAAAUACACCAACACCGUCAUUGCUGUUUCCAAAAACAGUGACAGCAGAGCAAGAAAGAUUUGCAGGGGGUUUUGUGGAAGCUUUAAGUCAUUUACAUAACAGUAAUUCUCAGCAGGGGUCCGAUAGUAAUUCUAGCACCAUUUAUAAUGAUUCUUACAUUCCUCACAUCAAAGAAGAACCUCAAACAGUUCCCAACAUGAAUCAAACGCCCCCUAUGUCCCCUGUUGAUAUGGAGUACCAGGAGCGCAUGAAGCUGGAAAGGAAGAGGCAAAGAAAUCGCCUGGCGGCCUCAAAGUGCAGGUCCAGGAAGCUAGAAAGGAUAUCAAAGUUAGAGGAUAAGGUAAAGCUGCUUAAAAAUGAGAAUGUUGAACUUGGUUCAAUUGUUAACCAGUUAAAAGAAACUGUAGGGCUUCUUAAACUCGAAGUUUUAGAACAUAAUAAAGCAGGCUGUCAUGUUAUCAUGUAUUAAACAGUCAUUUUUAAAUCUUGUAAUGGUGCUAAGAUAAUAUAUUUUUUUGUCUAAAAAUAUUUGAAUAAUUAGAACCAUAAGUCAUAUUUUUGGUAUUUUUCUUAGUAACUAAUCGCUAUGUGAUUUUUUUACCAGUACCCAGUACUGUACUUACACCAAGUGACAAUAUUUUAUAAAUGUAAUCAUUCUAUUAUUUAUUUAUUACAAUAAUUAUAAACCAUAGAAAAACUCAAAAUAUGUUUGAACAAUUAUUAUUUUCCUAUAAAAUUGUGUAUUGUGCAAAUAAGUCAUAUGAAGGUUGUAGUAUUAAUUUGCAAAUUAUAUUUUUAAUUUUUUUAUAUAAAAAUAGUCUAAUGUUACCAACAGCUGGUGAGCUGUAAUUAUCUGUAUAGUUUUUGGAAAUAUAUAUAUUUACUCAUAAAAAGUGUAAUUUUUGCCAAAUUUCAAUUAGAAUGGUAUUUUUGUUUGUUUAUAACUGGAUUCAGACUUUCAAGUUGUCUAAAUAUUAGAAUGGCUAAUUUAAAUUUUACAUAAUAACAAAAAGUUUAUGAUAGUAUGCCUUUAUAGAUCUAGUACUGAAAUUAAUUUGUUAAGCAAAAAAAAAAGAAAAAAAUUGCAGAUAUCAUGAAACAAUGUUUUAUUGAGUUUCUAAUAUUUCAAAUAAAAAGUUGCCGGUCCGUGGGGCCAGAUUUGGCUUUACGAUAGCGGUCGUUAAGGUGUUAAUAAUAAUCUAAAAGAUAUUACAUGACAUUAUUGGUUACAUGAUAUUAAUGAAAAAUACAGAGAAUUUUUAAAUAAAAUUUUGAAAGUUGUCAAUGAAGUGGCACCAAAAAACAAGAUAAAAUUUUAUUAUAUUAUCAGAACUGGUGGAAUGAUCAGGUUAGAGCUGCUACUAGUGUGAGAGAUAAAAGUUAUAAAACAUUUAUUACUAACAAAUAGGAGGCUUUUAAUAAUUUGCUUGAAGAUAUUAAAUGUUCUUCAAACGCAGCAAUAUUUAAAAGAAAACUGCGUGAGUACUUGCUGACCAAUUGACGUUUUUUUUUCUUCCUUUUAUUAUGUUUUGUAUAGUUGACAUGUAAGUGUACUGUAUCUUAUGUAUUUUUUUAUUGUAUUUUAAAUGUAUGUUGAUUCUAUACUUAUUAAUUUUUUAUAUUUUAAAUGUGAAGAUGUAUUGACAUGUAAAAAAUAGUUUGUUUUUGACUAAAUAAACGAUUUAUAUAUUUUUAUAUGAUAUAUAAAACAUAAUCUUUAAAAAAAUACACCACCUAAUUUAAAGUCGGCAGUUAUGGAGAAAUCUUAUGUCAAGGAAUUAGCUCUAUUAAUAUUUAAAGACUAUUCAGAACAUUUAAAAAACUAUUUAUUUUACAAUGUAUUAAUAAAAGAUUCAACAAAUAUAUUCAUCCUGUAUACUGGGUGCAAAAAUCACAGCAUAUAACUUUAAAAUUACUCUAUUAAAAUAUUUUCAACAUUAUUCUUAUCAUCGGGACUAAAUGGACAAAGGGAAUCCUGCUUUUGAUCAGCUAUCAUCUUCUUCCAUCAAUCGAAAACACAUAUUUUUAGCGUAAUCAUAACUUCCAAAAAAUAUAUAACCUCCCAAUGUAAUCCACAUUACCCUCGGAGCAAAUCCAGCAAAUAAACUAAAAAAAAAAAAAAAAAUAUUAACAAAACAAAUGUAUUGAAUUAAUCAAUUUACCCUCGAAAACCUUCAGUGUGAUAGAUUUGCCUUAAUGUAUUCCUAACAGUCAUUUCACCAGUUCUAACCUUCUUUCUAUCUGCCAACAUUAUUCUAGUUUUAACUACAUCUAGAGGAGUUGUGACGGCUGCGGAGACACCACCUAAAAACACAAGCAAAAAAUUUGAUCAGUUUCUGAUAUUUAUUUAAUCUUAAGAGAGGCAGUCUCUUUUGAAGAGGGUUGAAGUAUAAAAAAGCAAGCCCAUUUAAGUUACAAUAAAUUGUUAAAAAUUACAUUGGUGUGUUUUGAAUGUUGUGCUUAAAUCAAUUUACAGAAGAAUCAAAUAUAAUAUCCAGAGAGUUUGCCAAUCUAAGUAUCUGAGGAAUACAACUGUUAAAAGAACUAUUAAGUCUAUAAAAAGGAAUAUAAAAUAUUUGUGAUUGCCUGGUACUACGAGUAGGAAUAAAAAAGAUAAAUUUUCGGUACAAUUUCAGGCGAAUCAUAUCUUCCAUUAAUAAUAUUAAAAAGUAAGAUCAGGUCUCUAUGAUUUCUUCUGGUUUCCUUUAAAAACUGCUCCAUUGUAGUAUAAUCAUAAAACGUUUGUAAUUUAAAGGCUAUAUACCUAAGAAAAUUGUUCUGAACAUGAUCGAUUAUUAAUUUAUAUGUUACAUGAUGUGGGGACCAUAUAGAAGAGCAAUAAUCGAGGUGACUCCUAACUAAAGUAGAAUAGUUUUAAUAGCAGUAGCGGGUCGUCCUUUUAAUAGAUCCUAACAUUUUAAGACAUUUACUUAUAACUGAAGAGAUGUGGUGGUGAUUAAAGCUAAGAGUUGUGUCGAAAAUAACUCUGAAGAUCUUUAAUUGGAUUAACACUAUAUCUAAAAGUUGACCGUUGAUUGUAUAGUCAAAUAUAGUGGACAGUUGAGAACGAUGGAACCGAAUAAUGAGAAAUUUUUCCACAUUUCAAUCCAUGCCGUUGUAUUUGCACCAAUCUGAUAAUUGAUUAAUGUCAAACUGUAAAUCAAUAGCAUUUUCAAAGUUGUUGACAAUUUGGAAAAAAUUUAGGUCAUCUGCAAAGAGUAAGAAAUUUCUGUGCCGGAAACAUUAAGUCACAUCGUUGACAAAUAAAUUAAAAAGAAGGGGUCCCAGAUGGGAACCUUGGGGAACUUCAGAAGAAACAGUAAUAAUUAGAAUUAUUUUAUUGUCAUUUUUAGUUUUUGAUAUUAGUUUGUUUAAAUUAUUUCUAAAUGUUUUAUAGUGAGUUUGUUUGUUAAUAGAAUAGUUUUUUUGUAGAUAUUUUUUAAGUUUAUCCCUAGUUUUAAUAGAAUUAAUUAAACCAUUUGUUAUCCAUGGCUUUAUUUUUUUAUGGAUUUUAAUUUUAAUAUUUUGAGUGGUUUGACAUGUUUCAAUGAUAUUAAGAUACGUGUCAUAAAAAAGUUGUGUUUCAAUUUCUGGAUUAUUUUCAUUGCAAACACUUUCCCAUUUUAGUUAUAGUUUUAUAUGUAUUGUAGGAACUUGUGUAGUUUUUGGCAGAUUGUGAGAUAUUUAUCAUAAUAGGAUCAUGAUCAGUCAUAUCAUAGCUGAUAACAUAAGAGUUCAUCGACAGAUUUUCAGUCUUAAUAUUGUUUUUUAAGAAUAUAUGAUCCAAGCAUGUUUUACUUUGUGGCCUCGUAAUAGUGUUUAUGUAAGACAUGAUACCAUGGGAGUAAAAAGUUCCUUGGUAAUCAGUAGUUACUUGAUUGGUUACAUUUAGGAGAUCAAUAUUAAUGUCCCCUAUGAAUAUUUCAAUAUUUCUAUUUAGGUGAUUUGGUAUGAAAUUUUCUAAAUUCCUUAUAAAUGCUUGUGCAGAGGUUUGAGGAGACCAGUAUACACCUGUAAUGCCAAUGGUCCGAUGAUUGACUUUUAGAUUUAUUUUAGUGACACAAAUAUCAAAAUAUCCCAGUUUAACUAUAUUUAAUUCUGCGUUUAGAUUUGACCUGACCAAAAUUACAACACCAUCAUUUCUGUUAAUGUUACCAUUGUUAUAGUGGGUGGUGAAGCCAUCUAAGUUAAAUUGAGAAAUAGAUUCUAAUUGGAAACAUUCAGUCAAAACUAUUAUAACACAAUAAUAUUAGGUUUGUUCCAACAACAAUCUUGAAACCAUACACAAACCAGUCCACAACUUAUUGUCGACGACUAAUAGUCGGUGACCAGUCCACGACCUGUCGAUGAUUGGGACUGAAUUCGGAACUUGGUUGUGUUGGAACACAUGUUUCUGUUGUCAGACACACUGGGGUCUAUUCUGUAACAAUUCCUUUAUAUUUUAACGGCCGUUAAAAUAUUGGAGGCCUUUAAAAAUAUUUUCGUAUUUACUAAAUUCGGAUUCCUUUAAAAUACAUUAGAGGACUAUCCUAAAGAAAUCCGUUUAGAUAAUGACAGAAGUAAAUUAGAGAAUACAAAAAUAUUUUUAAAGGCCGCCAAUAUUUUAACGGCCGUUAAAAUAUGAAGGAAUUGUUACAGAAUAGACCCCACUGUAAAUUUUGAAUUUGGUAAAUAAAAAAUUAUAAAACUCAUUAAAAGAUUUAUAAAUUUUGAUUAUUCGAUUGGUUAGUAUAUUAACUUAUUUUAUUUUUUACUGUAUCUAAGUCAGAAUAAUAGUCCUUUUCACUUUCUAGACUCAUUUUACUCAUAAAAUAAUAUACUAUAUAAAUAAUGAUAAUGAAUAAAAACCAAAUUACGAUCGAGACCACGAUCGAUACUAUCAAAACUAAUAUAAUCACGACAUUUCCAGAGUUGGUCGUGAUUUAUUUACGAGUUCACUUUCGUUUUGCGCAUGUCUUGACAAUUCGCUCCUAUUCAGACCCAGGAACUCAUUUGACAGUACAGAAACUGGUUUGUGAUUAGGUUUGAAUAUGUUGGAACACUAGAUUUUUGUACAGUUUUGAGUCUGAGGUUUGUUGGAACACCAAAUCUAGAUUGCGCAGAAUCCCGACAGUACGUAAACCGAUUUGCUAUUGUGUUGGAACAAACCUUUUAUAACUUUCUAGAAAUACUAACUCAUCAAAAUUCUUUUUAAUUUUCCUAAUAUUGAAAUGUAAGACAUUUAGGAGUUUUUCAUUUAUAUUAAUUUUAUUUGUUAUAUUAGCAGCAUCAACGACUUCAUUAAUCGAAUCAAUUUGAAUAGAUUAUUUUCUUGAUUAAUAAUCGUGAACUAUUUGAAUGUGUACAAUUAUUAGUUACGUUAUGUUAUUGAUCUGUAUACUCGGUUUUAUUUUGCAAUACCAUUUGAUGAUAUUUCAAAGAGGGACAAGUCAAAUCCAGUGCAGAAUGGUUGUAGUCGUACUCAGUUUUAUAGAAACCUUGAAAUUUAAAACAUUGGGUAUCUCCAAAUCUUCAUAAACUGGAAGUCUUUCCCAUCCUAUACAUAUUUUUUUCCUUUGUAUCAAUUGUUUGAAUGCAGUUCCUGAACAUUCACAGUAUACAGUAUUGAAGCCUUUUUUCACUUUUCUGAUAUAUGUGGUUUUUAUUUCACGUGUUGUCAUUCUGUUUCACAAUAGACUUGUCAAUUUCUUCUUUGGUCAUAUUCUCCGUAAAAAUGCAGAUUUUCAUUCUGGGUCUUCUCAUUUUUGUCAGAUCUACAUCAUAUGAAUCUUUUAAUUUAUCUUGAACAGCCUUUUCCAGAAUUUCAGCUUCUUUUUUUGUUUGACAGGAAAGUAUAACGGAACCAUUCUUUCCCAUCUUUGUUUCACUCCAACUUUUAAGUCAGUUAGGUUAAUAUUUGUUCCUAAAUCUGUUUUUGUUUUGUUUCCACUUUGUGGUAUUUUCGGUUUAAUAAUAAUUUUUGGAGGGUUAGGUUUUCAUUCAUUGUCUUCUUUUUGUAACUUCACCAUAUCAGCAUAAGAAAUGGUAGGUACAAUAUUUAGCUCUUUUUCUUCAAAUUCAUUAAUUUUCUCUUGAAGCAUUUUUAUUAUUUUAUUUUUACUAUUUAUUAUUUCAUCUUUACUUCUUAUUAUUUCAUCCUUAUCUUCAUUAUUCUUCUUUAGAAAAUCAGUCAAUUCAUAAUUGCUACAUUUUGCACAAUUGAAAUUUCAGAAUUCUAGUGCGUAGUGGUAUACACCUAAUUUCUGUGGUUGAUAAUUCAGAACAUUGGUUGCAGUAUAAUCUUCUGCAUCCAUCACAUUUUUCUUAUAAAAUAAUUUUCUUAUUUUAUAAACUAAAUGUGGGUACGCCACUGGCUAUUCUAUUUGUAUGAUUGCUUAGUAGAAAGUAUUGGUGUUUAUUUUAUUUCACCUAAACUUUUUUGUCAUCUGAUAAGGUUUGGUACUUUUUUGCGUUUUUUGUUUCCUUGGUAGAUUUUAUUUGGCUGAAAUUGCAGAUAAUUAAUGCAUUAAUCUAUGCAGCUGAGACUCACCUAAACAGUUCAUUUACUACACUUUAGUACUAUGACAUUUUAUUUAAUUCACUAGUUUUUUUUUUAACAUUAUAUAGUUUAUAUCCAUAGAAAUAUAGAUUUAUUUAGUGAAACGAACACGUCUUCUCACCUUGAAUUCAAAACACUUUUUCUACAUUCCACAUUUUAUCCGUUAUAUUUUUUAAACCAAAAUUAUUAAAACAAUUCUCAUUGGCUUGAAUGCCAGAUGGGGAUAUUUUUGACUCGAAGACACUAUGAAAAUAUUCAGAAAAAGAGAACAUAUGGUCUGAGAAUCUAAUGCUCUUUUAUCUUGAUACUUAAACAAAGAUGGUAUGGAUUUACUGAUUUUUUAAUUAUUUAAAAAUGACCAAAAAUAGUUUGUAACUGAUUUAAUAUUUGUUUCAGCUCCGUUUACAUAAUUUUUAUAGUUGGUUAAGAUGAGAGUCACUCAGGGCCCAAUACUAAGUCUACUUCCGUUCUAUAAAUCUUUUUGUGAAGACAUAACUUAAAGAACCUAUGAUUUACCCUUUAUUUAUUAAUUUUAAAAUAUACCUGCAAUUGAUCCACACACUGCUACUUCCCACGAUUCAAGAGGUAUAUUGUUUUUAAAAGAUCUCCUAUAACUUUUUUUAAGGUGCUCUAAGAUUGGAAAUUGUAUAACAGAGAAUGGUAUUUCUCUCAAUAUAGUGGAACCAAAACCUCUGUAUAAAC
Psylliodes chrysocephalus is the source of this 8644-nucleotide messenger RNA. The record is from the annotation of a GenBank genome assembly. NCBI's taxonomy places the organism in Eukaryota, Metazoa, Arthropoda, Insecta, Coleoptera, Chrysomelidae.